GCCCUGGUGGGCGUGGCGGCGCCGGCAACAUGGCGGCGCCCCAGACGGUGAUGCUUCCGGACAAACUAAGCCACAAAAAGUACAGGGCCGCCCUGAAGAAGGAGAAACGGAAGAAACGCCGUCAGGAACUCGCUCGAUUGAGAGACUCAGGACUCACACAGAAGAAGCAGGAGGAAGAGGAGGAAUCUUUUAUUGAACAACAAGAAGAGAAGCUGUUGGAGAGAGAGAGGCAAAAAUUACAUGAGGAGUGGUUGCUGCGGGAACAGAAGGCACAAGAAGAAUUCAGAAUAAAGAAGGAAAAGGAAGAGGCAGCUAGAAAACGGCAGGAAGAACAGGAGAGAAAGUUAAAGGAAGAAUGGGAAGAACAGCAGAGAAAAGAGAAAGAAGAGGAGGAGCAGAAGCUACAAGAGAAGAGAGAAAGAGAGGAGGCUGUGCAGAAGAUGCUGGAGCGGGCUGAAAAUGAGUUGGAAAAUAGUGCCACAUGGCAAAACCCAGAACCACCCACGGAUGUAAGAAUAAUGGAGAAAGAUCGAGCUAACUGUCCAUUCUACAGUAAAACGGGAGCUUGCAGAUUUGGAGACAGGUGUUCACGUAAACACAAUUUCCCAACAUCGAGCCCCACCCUUCUUAUUAGAAGCAUGUUUACAACAUUUGGAAUGGAGCAGUGCAGAAGGGAUGACUAUGACCCUGACGCCAGCCUGGAGUACAGUGAAGAGGAGACCUACCAGCAGUUCCUGGACUUCUAUGAGGACGUGCUCCCUGAGUUCAAGAACGUGGGGAAGGUGAUCCAGUUCAAGGUCAGCUGCAACUUAGAACCUCAUCUGAGGGGCAAUGUGUAUGUUCAGUACCAAUCGGAAGAAGAAUGCCAAGCAGCCUUUUCUCUGUUUAACGGAAGAUGGUAUGCAGGACGACAGCUUCAGUGUGAAUUCUGCCCAGUGACCCGGUGGAAAAUGGCAAUUUGUGGUUUAUAUGAAAUACAGCAAUGCCCAAGAGGAAAACACUGCAACUUUCUUCACGUGUUCAGAAAUCCCAACAAUGAAUUUUGGGAAGCUAGUAGGGACAUCUACCUGUCUCCAGAUCGGUCUAGCUCUUCCUUUGGUAGGAACUCAGAGAGGAGAGAGAGAAUGGGCCACCAUGAUGAGUACUAUGGCAGGCCCAGGAGGAGGAGAAGCCCCAGUCCGGCCCGUUUCUAUAAAAGAAAUGGAGAAUCUGAGAGGAAAAGAAGAAGUACCCACAGGGAUAAGAAGUCUCACAGACACACACCAAAAAGUCGAGAAAGACACAGUUCACGAAGCAGAGAAAGAAAAAGGGACCGCAGCCGGGGCCGGAGCAGCCGGAGCAAGAGCCACCGUAGCCGAAGCAGGAGCCGGAGCCGGAGUCGGAGUCGGAGUCGGAGUCGGAGUCCAAGCCCCUCUAAGUUCAGAAAUUAUAGUGGGAGAAGGUCAGGUAGUAGAGACGGAACUAAUCAUAGUCCCAAAUCCAAAUAAACUGAUUGUGUUUUUAAA
Messenger RNA from Myotis davidii, 1505 nucleotides. It is a transcript of the gene ZRSR2, whose product is annotated as zinc finger (CCCH type), RNA binding motif and serine/arginine rich 2. The coding region runs from base 30 to 1487 and encodes 485 amino acids. The transcript has 11 exons. Gene Ontology annotation, biological process: mRNA splicing, via spliceosome. Gene Ontology annotation, cellular component: spliceosomal complex; U2AF complex. Gene Ontology annotation, molecular function: pre-mRNA 3'-splice site binding; metal ion binding. NCBI's taxonomy places the organism in Eukaryota, Metazoa, Chordata, Mammalia, Chiroptera, Vespertilionidae. The record is from RefSeq and is a predicted model, not a curated record.